Adineta ricciae is the source of this 906-nucleotide messenger RNA. Lineage: Eukaryota; Metazoa; Rotifera; Eurotatoria; Adinetida; Adinetidae. The record is from the annotation of a GenBank genome assembly.
AUGCCGAAGAUAGCAAUGGAAUUACGUGUUGGCGGGAAGUAUCGCGUUGGACGAAAGAUAGGUUCGGGAUCAUUCGGAGAUAUCUAUCUCGGCACAAAUAUCAAUUCGGAUGAAGAAGUCGCGAUUAAACUCGAAUAUGUUCGUACCAAACAUCCACAAUUGCAUAUUGAAUCAAAAAUCUAUCGUAUAAUGCAAAAUGGAGUAGGAGUUCCAUCGGUAAAAUGGUUUGGAGUCGAAGGAGAUUUUAAUGUUCUGAUUAUGGAUCUACUCGGACCGUCAUUAGAAGAUCUAUUCGUGUUCUGUCAAAGAAAAUUCUCUUUAAAAACUGUUCUCAUGUUAGCUGAACAAAUGAUCAACCGAGUGGAUUUCAUACAUUCAAAAAAUUUCAUCCAUCGAGAUUUAAAACCCGAUAAUUUCUUGAUGGGUCUCGGUCGAAAAACGAAUUAUGUUUAUAUCAUCGACUUCGGUUUAGCAAAGAGAUAUCGAGAUACUCGUACACAUCAACAUAUUCCUUAUCGAGAAGAUAAGAAUUUAACAGGUACUGCACGUUAUGCUUCAAUCAAUACACAUCUCGGUAUCGAACAAAGUCGUCGUGAUGAUCUGGAAUCGCUUGGUUAUGUGUGGAUGUAUUUCAAUCGCGGUAGUCUUCCGUGGCAAGGUUUGAAAUCUGUCAGUAAACGUCAAAAAUACGAACGAAUCAGUGAGAAGAAGAUGUCUACAUCACCUGCCGAACUAUGUAAAGGUUUUCCAGCGGAGUUCUCGUCGUAUCUUACCUACUGUCGUUCAUUACGUUUUGAUGAUAAACCUGAUUACUCACAUUUACGAGAAUUAUUUCGUAAUUUAUUCCAUCGACAUGGCUACACUUACGAUUAUCUCUUCGAUUGGACCAUGCUCAAACCUCGUUAG